Messenger RNA from Kwoniella mangroviensis CBS 8507, 1935 nucleotides. Its product is annotated as heat shock protein HSS1. Gene Ontology annotation, cellular component: nucleus; plasma membrane; cytosol. Bases 1 to 1935 code for a protein of 644 amino acids. The transcript has 7 exons. NCBI's taxonomy places the organism in Eukaryota, Fungi, Basidiomycota, Tremellomycetes, Tremellales, Cryptococcaceae. The record is from RefSeq and is a predicted model, not a curated record. Gene Ontology annotation, molecular function: ATP binding; ATP-dependent protein folding chaperone.
AUGGUUAAAGCUGUCGGUAUUGAUUUGGGAACAACCUACUCUUGUGUCGCUGUAUGGCAAAACGAUCGAGUUGAGAUCAUCGCCAACGACCAAGGUAACCGAACCACCCCUUCAUAUGUCGCCUUCAAUGAUUCCGAACGAUUGAUCGGUGAUGCCGCCAAGAACCAAGUCGCCAUGAACCCUUACAACACCGUUUUCGACGCCAAGCGAUUGAUCGGUCGAAAGUUCGCUGAUGCCGAGGUUCAAGCUGAUAUGAAACACUGGCCAUUCAAGGUCAUUGACAAGGCUGGUAAACCCGUCAUUCAAGUUGAAUACCGAGGUGAAGAGAAGACCUUCUCCCCAGAAGAAGUCUCAUCGAUGGUACUUAUCAAGAUGAAGGAGACUGCCGAAGCCUACCUCGGUGGUACCGUUUCUAAAGCCGUUGUUACCGUCCCAGCUUACUUCAACGACUCUCAAAGACAAGCUACCAAAGAUGCCGGUACCAUCGCCGGUCUCGACGUCCUCCGAAUCAUCAACGAACCUACCGCCGCUGCCAUCGCCUACGGUCUCGACAAGAAGUCCGAGGGUGAGAAGAACGUCUUGAUCUUCGAUCUUGGUGGUGGUACCUUCGAUGUAUCCCUCUUGACCAUUGAGGAAGGUAUCUUCGAGGUCAAAGCCACUGCCGGUGAUACUCACUUGGGUGGUGAAGAUUUCGAUAACAGAUUGGUCAACCACUUUGUCCAAGAAUUCAAGAGAAAGAACAAGAAGGACCUCUCAUCCAAUGCCAGAGCUCUCCGAAGACUCCGAACCGCUUGUGAACGAGCCAAGCGAACUCUGUCUUCCGCCGCUCAAACCUCCAUCGAGAUCGAUUCUCUCUUCGACGGUAUCGACUUCUACACUUCCAUCACCCGAGCUCGAUUCGAGGAACUCUGUCAAGAUCUCUUCCGAUCCACCAUGGACCCAGUCGAGAAGGUUCUCAGAGAUUCCAAGAUCGACAAAUCAUCAGUACACGAAAUCGUCUUGGUCGGUGGUUCCACCCGUAUCCCCAAGAUCCAAAAACUCGUUUCCGACAUGUUCUCCGGACGAGAACCCAACAGGUCUAUCAACCCUGAUGAAGCUGUUGCUUACGGUGCUGCCGUCCAAGCUGCCAUCUUGACUGGUGAUACUUCCGAAGCCACUCAAGAUCUCUUGCUUUUGGAUGUCGCUCCUCUCUCUAUGGGUAUCGAGACUGCCGGUGGUAUCAUGACCCCCUUGAUCAAGAGAAACACCACUGUCCCAACCAAGAAAUCAGAAGUCUUCUCCACUUACUCUGACAACCAACCUGGUGUGUUGAUCCAAGUAUACGAAGGUGAACGAGCCAAGACAAAGGACUGUAACUUGCUUGGUAAAUUCGAACUUGCCGGUAUCCCCCCUGCUCCUCGAGGUGUUCCCCAAAUCGAAGUUUCAUUCGAUGUCGACGCCAACGGUAUUUUGAACGUUAACGCUUCCGAUAAGACCACUGGUAAAUCUUCCAAGAUCACCAUCACCAAUGAUAAGGGACGAUUGUCUAAGGAGGAGAUCGAGAGGAUGUUGGCUGAAGCCGAGAAGUAUAAACAAGAAGACGAAGAGGUUGCAGAGAAAGUAAAAUCGAAAAAUGCGCUUGAAUCUUACGCCUUCUCUCUCAAACAAACCCUUUCCGAACAAGAAUCCAAGUUUGAAGCUGCCGACAAGGAAGCUCUUCAAGCCAAGGUCGAUGAAGUCAUUGCUGCUCUUGACACCAUGGAAUCCGCCUCUAAAGAAGAGAUCGAACAACACCAGAAAGACCUCGAAGCCGUUGCCAACCCCAUCAUGCAACGAUUCUACGGUUCUCAAGGUGGUGCUCCCGGUGGUGCCGCUCCAGGUGGCUUCCCAGGAGCUGGUGGACCAGGUGCCGGUGCUUCUCACGAAGAUGGUCCUUCCGUUGAAGAAGUUGAUUAG